Messenger RNA from Aspergillus japonicus CBS 114.51, 1660 nucleotides. RefSeq lists its product as uncharacterized. The record is from RefSeq and is a predicted model, not a curated record. NCBI's taxonomy places the organism in Eukaryota, Fungi, Ascomycota, Eurotiomycetes, Eurotiales, Aspergillaceae. Gene Ontology annotation, biological process: protein prenylation. Bases 103 to 1215 code for a protein of 370 amino acids. The transcript has a single exon. Gene Ontology annotation, molecular function: protein prenyltransferase activity. Gene Ontology annotation, cellular component: cytoplasm.
AAUCACCAACGAACUCGGUACUUUCUACUUUGUACAGCCGGGUGAAGACUGGGCUUUCUCUUUCUUGCAAUAAUCGCUAUGCAGCAGGCUGGAUGAUGCCCAAUGUCCCCUCCUUCAACUCAUGAUGCCGCAUUUCAUGACCUGGCCCAGAUCCUUUCAGCUGGAUACCAAAACAACGAGGUUCUCGAGAUCGAGAUACUUCCUCCGGGUCUAGGUCCCCUCCUACAGGAUGGUCACUCGGUUGGCAUCACCAAGAAGUACCUAGUCCAGGCUUUCGUCACAGCACGACGCAAUUUCUUCGGCGCUUUGAACGGGAAAUCCCUCGAUGGGCCUGAGCAUGAGAACAGUACCUCACCACCUGGGCACGGGAAUUACGCUUCGGACGAACUCCUCCUUGUGUCCACAGAGAUUAUUCUCCUCUUUGACUGCGAGCAUUUGACGGCAUGCAACUGGCGCAAAAGACGCCUGGCUGCGUCUAUCCUGCGCCACAAUCUCGCCGACUCUGAUAAGGGGCGUCUUCGGUCGCUCGUCGAUGCUUUGAGCAAGGAACUCUCCUUGACCACGACCUUUCUCUGCUCUCCAUUGCAUCGACACACCAAAUCCCCGACCUUAUGGAAUCAUCGCUUAUGGCUCCUGACUCGCUUGAUGCGCCUUCAACGGCUGCCCCAAGGGCAGCUGGAUAAGCUCUCACACGAAGUGAUCCCAGGGAUCUUGAAUGACGAACUGACCAUAGUCCUUCGGGCUGGAGAACUCCACCCUCGGAAUUACUACGCCUUUACUUAUCUAAGGGAGGUCAUCGGUGCCGCAUUGGGGACAGGUGAUGGUGGUCAAGAUGCCUCUACUCUACUGGCUGAAUCUAUGAUACAGAAAGCCCUGCAGUGGUGUAUCGCCCACCCUGCCGACAUAUCCGGAUGGGCGUUUACUGAGUUCUUAGUCGCAAAAAUUCCCCAAUAUCAAAUCCGCAGUGGCGUGGUGCGUCAGGUGAUACAAUUCGCCCUGGAUAUCGGUUGGGAGGGCGAGAGUCUGUGGAUAUUUGUGUACUCCGCGUCAAUAGACCUAGAGGGCAAUUGUCUGGCCAAGGAUAAACAAUGGGCGUCUCAGUGGGAUGCGUUGCCGGAACCUCCGCUACCAAGAAUAAGGUCGAAUGGUGGCUGGAAGGUCUGGCUGGAUUGGGCCAGGGCUGUCUGGGCCAGCAGCAGCCCAGCGGUCAAUUAGGACAAUGGUCAGCCGUUCAAAUAGAGAGGCGCAAGGUUAUAGGCUCCAGCAAUGGGUCGUGCGUGUUCUUGGACAUGGAGUAUGCGUACCUCGUCGCAUCAUACACCUAUACAUGUGAACCAUGAGGAUGUUGCAUGACUGUGCGGGAGCCUCUUGAAAACGCUAAAUGUGACCAACUUUAAUGAAAUCCUCGCUAGCUACCAUGUCCUCAUAACAUGCUUCCAAUCGAAAACGGUUGUCUCCAUCACGUUGAAAAGCCCGAGGCCGUGCGAAAUAGUCGCAUGCGCUCUAUCGUAGCCCUGCGCCUCACAGGCAGACCAACUCAUGAAGUAUGCACGAGCCCGAAUAGUUAUAGCCAAAACAGGGGUGUCAAAAAGCAUGGUCUGGGAAGGAUAUAUAGUGAGGUACUCGGUGCCCGGACUGCGCGGCGACGAAGUGGCGGACA